AUGCUUCAGUUUGGAGAUGAAGUCACCCUCUACUCGCUGGUAUUCGUGCUGGUCCUGGUGGGAACCCGGAGCCCCAUGUGGUCCACUGCCCUCACCGCCUCCCUCUAUCUCUUUCUAGCCAUGUUUAGGUUCCCUCCGGUGGCGACCAGUCGGGCGCAGAAGGUGCUGCACCCACUAGUGGGGAAGGUGUCCGUGGUCGCUCACCGCGGCGGGGGACACGAUGCACCGGAGAACACCAUAGCAGCUAUACGGGAGGCCAGUAGGAAUGGCGCCACUGGUGUGGAGUUGGACCUGGAGUUCUCAGCUGAUGGGAUCCCCAUACUAAUGCAUGACGAAACUGUAGAUCGGACCACCAACGGUUCGGGCCCACUCAGCAAGAUGAGCUUUUCAGAGCUGCGUAAAUUGGAUGCAGCUGCUAAACAUCGGCUCAGGUCCAAGUUUGUUGGUGAGAAGAUCCCGACUCUGGAAGAGGCAGUGAAAAAAUGCAUCAAGCUGCAGCUCACCAUCUACUUUGAUGUCAAAGGUCAUCCAGACGAGGCAGCUGCGGCGCUUAAAGACGUGUACAAGAGAUAUCCAGUCCUGUACAAUAGCAGCAUUGUGUGCUCCUUCGAGCCCAAAGUCAUCUACAGGAUGAGGCAGAGCGACCCUGAAGUGCUCACAGCGUUGACCCACAGACCGUGGAGCCUGAGCACUCUCGGUGACGGUACCCCACGUUUUUCAUCCAUGUGGAAACAUCACUGGAUGACCAUGAUGGACAUCCUGCUGGACUGGGCUCAUCACCACCUGUUGUGGAAGCUAUGCGGCGUCUCGGCCUUCCUGAUACAGAAGAACUUUGUAUCACAGAAUUAUAUCCAGUACUGGGCUCAACGGGGAGUGGAGGUUGUAGCCUGGACCAUCAACACUAAAUUGGAGAAAGAGUAUUUCCAGGAGGUGCUACACAUCAAUUACAUCACUGACAGCCUCGUGGAAGACUGUGAACCUCAUUACUGAGAAACACCCAACCAUAGGUGCACUUAACUUCUCAUUAUGAGAUGACAGUGGGAGGUUUUAACCAUUUCUCAGCUGUAGGCCCUCUUCUCACCGGAGUAAGACCAUGUGACGCAUUAAAAACCUGCCUGAACGCAGGAAACAUCUCCUGGGUUGCACAUUGUACAUAGUGUGUGCUUCAUUAUGACGUAGGUUAGAGUUCCACCACUGAAAAGCACAUACACCUUCAUAAGGUUGCUACAAUAUGUUUAAGCAGUUGUUUGUGUCGUUUGUGUCACAGAAAAAAAAAACAACCUGAGAUCGUAUUCACUGAUGGGGAGGGAGGUGAAAGAGUAAAAAAAAAAAAAAAAAAAAA
Molecule: messenger RNA, 1342 nt
Organism: Cyprinodon tularosa
Lineage: Eukaryota; Metazoa; Chordata; Actinopteri; Cyprinodontiformes; Cyprinodontidae
Gene: gde1
Product: glycerophosphodiester phosphodiesterase 1
Exons: 6
Coding region: 1-990 (329 amino acids)
Biological process (GO): lipid metabolic process
Molecular function (GO): phosphoric diester hydrolase activity
Source: RefSeq, a predicted model, not a curated record